AACCAGCGCCGAGUACAAAGUAUGCGCUAUCUAAUGCUGGGUCGAGUAUCACCGUGGCUUCGAGACAAGCUACUUAGAGUUUCGCUGCUCCUGACAGCCGCAUUGGGAGCCACAUACCUCAGAUGCAAGAUCAUGGGACCCCGCUUUGUACCAGCCUUCAGCAGGCUCGACAAUCCAGCUGCAGUUUCGGUCACGCCAACUCGUCAAUUGACAUAUAACUAUCUUUUGUCGGUGAACGCUUGGCUGUUGCUAUUUCCUUGCAACUUGUGUUGUGAUUGGACAAUGUCUACCAUACCUCUCAUCACGGGCUUUUGGGACGUCAGAAAUGUAGCCACUGUGAUGUUUUACGCCAGUGUUUUCUUUGUCGUUCGUACCAUCUUUAGGUUAGAAGAAGAUGCUAAAAUGACGCUCAUCAUGAGCUUGUCUUUGCUGACGGUGCCAUUUCUUCCUGCAAGCAAUUUGUUUUUCCCAGUGGGUUUCGUAGUGGCAGAAAGAGUUUUGUAUAUCCCCAGCAUGGGUUUCUGCAUGAUAGUUGCGCAAGGAUGGAAUAUACUCUGGGAGAAGAGUUGCAUUCAGCUGAUUGUCAGUAUAAGAGACUGUCAGAAUUCUGUUGAUGAUUUGGUAGUGAAAGCUGACUGUGGUUGCUUUAUGAGACGCCUUAAUUGA
This is a messenger RNA of Stegodyphus dumicola, 666 nucleotides long. Its product is annotated as protein O-mannosyl-transferase Tmtc3-like. The record is from RefSeq and is a predicted model, not a curated record. Gene Ontology annotation, molecular function: mannosyltransferase activity; protein binding. NCBI's taxonomy places the organism in Eukaryota, Metazoa, Arthropoda, Arachnida, Araneae, Eresidae. Gene Ontology annotation, biological process: protein O-linked glycosylation via mannose. Gene Ontology annotation, cellular component: endoplasmic reticulum.